AUGGGCCCAGGAGACGGAGGCAAAGGGGACACAAAGGGCAAGGGGCGCAAGGGCAAGGGUGGCAAGGGCCCAGACGCUGCUGACGGUGCCCAGUUCAUGGUGGCCCAGCCUGAGGGCGCCGAGGUGGACAUCGGCGACCUGGAGAGGAUGGUGGCGAUGCUGGAGCGCGUGGGCGACGUGGCCAGCGCGGCGAAGCACAAGUGUACCCUCACUGAGAGGCGCCGCAAGGCGGCCGAGAAGGCGUACGUGGCCCCGCUGUCCCAGAGGGUCACCAUGGCCCACAAGCAGGCGGCGGAGGUCAGUCAGAAGCUGGAGAAGGCGGUGGCUCACUUCGAGCGGCUGCAGGAGGGGUUCGAGCAGCAGCGCAAAUGGGUGCAGCAGCUCACGGACGAACUCGAGGAGCGCGAGAAGGAGCACUGCCGCCUUGUGGUGGAGCUCAAGGAGACGUACGUGCCGCCGCAGCAAGCCCCUGCUCAGGCGCUCAGUGUGGCUGGCAUCUUGGACGGCACGAUUGAGACGAUUCCGCUGUCCUUUGCAGGCCAGGGUUUCGACGAUGCGGAAUAUGAUAUGGAGGAAGCGGACAAGCGUGAGUUGGAGGACCGCACCGCUCGCCUGCAGACCGAGUUGGCGGCGGCGGUCAAGGCUAUGUUCGGCCAGGCGGCGGAGAAGGCCAAGGCCUUCAAGGUGGAGCAGGAGCAGAUGGCGGCCCGUCUGGCGGGCAAGCGCAGGCGGCAGGACCCCGAGGCCGCGGCUCUUGGCCCUGAGGAGCGGGUGCUGGAGACGGGCUCAAGCAGCGCGCAGCCAGAAUCUGUCGCCCGCCGCCCCCUCAGGCCACGAAGCCGGCUUGAUGGGGCCAGCUCCCUGAAUAAAGGCGUCGCUGCUGAUCAGCUGGGCCCAGCGGCGCGAGGCGGCCCGCCUGGGUCAGGCCCAGGCACGAUGGGGCUGCCGCUUCCCGAGCCCAUUGACCCAGAUGGGCCAGAGGCGGCUUUCUACGACGGAGUCACGAUGUCGGCGGCCAGGUGGAUUCCUCGCCUGCACUCGUCAGAGUCGGGAGCCGACUGCUGGAUGCAGUGGUGUAAGCCCUACGUCAGGGAGCUGCUCAUGCAGGUCCAGCAUGACCACUGGGUGCAGGAGGCUCGCCAGGGCAGGUCUUUGGAUCAGAUGGCGGAGGACAUCUGCGCAGAGGCCUGGGAAGAUGGAGCUGAGAAUCAUGUCAACAUUCUCGGCUUCUUUGAUUGGUGUGAAUCUAAUGACAGAGAUAUGCUGCGCUGGGCUCUCCGUCGGCACUGGGAGGAGCUGCGCAGAAUCAAGAACGAGAUGGGGGAUCUGUUGAGCCUGCCAC
This is a messenger RNA of Prorocentrum cordatum, 1342 nucleotides long. The record is from the annotation of a GenBank genome assembly. NCBI's taxonomy places the organism in Eukaryota, Dinophyceae, Prorocentrales, Prorocentraceae.